AAUCACAGAUCUGGUUUUGAUGAUCUAUGAUCAUCCCGUCAGAGCCCCCGCUCAUCUCCUCAGAGCCCCCGAUCAUCCCGUCAGAGCCCCCGCUCAUCUCCUCAGAACCCCCGAUCAUCCCGUCAGAGCCCCCGCUCAUCUCCUCAGAACCCCCGAUCAUCCCGUCAGAGCCCCCGCUCAUUUCCUCAGAACCCCCGAUAAUCCCAUCAGAGCCCUCGAUCAUCAUGUCGGAGCGCCUGAUCAUCCCGUCAGAGCCCCCCAUCAUCAUGUCAGAGCCCCCGAUCAUCCCGUCAGAGCCCCCGCUCGUCUCCUCAGAACCCCCGAUCAUCCCGUCAGAGCCCCCGCUCAUCUCCUCAGAACCCCCGAUCAUCCCGUCAGAGCCCCCGCUCAUCUCCUCAGAACCCCCGAUCAUCCCGUCAGAGCCCCCGCUCAUCUCCUCAGAACCCCCGAUCAUCCCGUCAGAGCCCCCGCUCAUUUCCUCAGAACCCCCGAUAAUCCCAUCAGAGCCCUCGAUCAUCUCCUCAGAACCCCCGAUCAUCCCGUCAGAGCCCCCGCUCAUUUCCUCAGAACCCCCGAUAAUCCCAUCAGAGCCCUCGAUCAUCAUGUCGGAGCCCCUGAUAAUCCCGUCAGAACCCCCCAUCAUCAUGUCAGAGCCCCCGAUCAUCCCGUCAGAGCCCCCGCUCAUCUCCUCAGAACCCCCGAUCAUCCCGUCAGAGCCCCCGCUCAUCUCCUCAGAACCCCCGAUCAUCCCGUCAGAGCCCCCACUCAUCUCCUCAGAACCCCCGAUCAUCCCGUCAGAGCUCCCGUUCAUUUCCUCAGAACCCCCGCUCAUUUCCUCAGAACCCCCGAUAAUCCCAUCAGAGCCCUCGAUCAUCAUGUCGGAGCCCCUGAUAAUCCCGUCAGAACCCCCCAUCAUCAUGUCAGAGCCCCCGAUCAUCCCGUCAGAGCCCCCGCUCAUCUCCUCAGAACCCCCGAUCAUCCCGUCAGAGCCCCCGCUCAUCUCCUCAGAACCCCCGAUCAUCCCGUCAGAGCCCCCGCUCAUCUCCUCAGAACCCCCGAUCAUCCCGUCAGAGCCCCCGCUCAUCUCCUCAGAACCCCCGAUCAUCCCGUCAGAGCCCCCGCUCAUCUCCUCAGAACCCCCGAUCAUCCCGUCAGAGCCCCCGCUCAUCUCCUCAGAACCCCCGAUCAUCCCGUCAGAGCCCCCGCUCAUCUCCUCAGAACCCCCGAUCAUCCCGUCAGAGCCCCCACUCAUCUCCUCAGAACCCCCGAUCAUCCCGUCAGAGCUCCCGUUCAUUUCCUCAGAACCCCCGAUAAUCCCAUCAGAGCCCUCGAUCAUCAUGUCGGAGCCCCCGAUCAUCCCGUCAGAGCCCCCCAUCAUCAUGUCAGAGCCCCCGAUCAUCCCGUCAGAGCCCCCGCUCAUCUCCUCAGAACCCCCGAUCAUCCCGUCAGAGCCCCCGCUCAUCUCCUCAGAACCCCCGAUCAUCCCGUCAGAGCCCCCGCUCAUCUCCUCAGAACCCCCGAUCAUCCCGUCAGAGCCCCCGCUCAUCUCCUCAGAACCCCCGAUCAUCCCGUCAGAGCCCCCGCUCAUUUCCUCAGAACCCCCGAUAAUCCCAUCAGAGCCCUCGAUCAUCAUGUCGGAGCCCCUGAUCAUCCCGUCAGAGCCCCCCAUCAUCAUGUCAGAGCCCCCGAUCAUCCCGUCAGAGCCCCCGCUCAUCUCCUCAGAACCCCCGAUCAUCCCGUCAGAGCCCCCGCUCAUCUCCUCAGAACCCCCGAUCAUCCCGUCAGAGCCCCCGCUCAUCUCCUCAGAACCCCCGAUCAUCCCGUCAGAGCCCCCGCUCAUCUCCUCAGAACCCCCGAUCAUCCCAACCCCGAUCAUCCCGUCAGAGCCCCCGCUCAUCUCCUCAGAACCCCCGAUCAUCCCGUCAGAGCCCCCGCUCAUCUCCUCAGAACCCCCGAUCAUCCCGUCAGAGCCCCCGCUCAUCUCCUCAGAACCCCCGAUCAUCCCGUCAGAGCCCCUGAUCAUCCUGUCAGAGCUCCCGUUCAUUUCCUCAGAACCCCCGAUAAUCCCAUCAGAGCCCUCGAUCAUCAUGUCGGAGCCCCCGAUCAUCCCGUCAGAGCCCCCCAUCAUCAUGUCAGAGCCCCCGAUCAUCCCGUCAGAGCCCCCGCUCAUCUCCUCAGAACCCCCGAUCAUCCCGUCAGAGCCCCCGCUCAUCUCCUCAGAACCCCCGAUCAUCCCGUCAGAGCCCCCGCUCAUCUCCUCAGAACCCCCGAUCAUCCCGUCAGAGCCCCCGCUCAUCUCCUCAGAACCCCCGAUCAUCCCGUCAGAGCCCCCGCUCAUUUCCUCAGAACCCCCGAUAAUCCCAUCAGAGCCCUCGAUCAUCAUGUCGGAGCCCCUGAUCAUCCCGUCAGAGCCCCCCAUCAUCAUGUCAGAGCCCCCGAUCAUCCCGUCAGAGCCCCCGCUCAUCUCCUCAGAACCCCCGAUCAUCCCGUCAGAGCCCCCGCUCAUCUCCUCAGAACCCCCGAUCAUCCCGUCAGAGCCCCCGCUCAUCUCCUCAGAACCCCCGAUCAUCCCGUCAGAGCCCCCGCUCAUCUCCUCAGAACCCCCGAUCAUCCCGUCAGAGCCCCUGAUCAUCCUGUCAGAGCUCCCGUUCAUUUCCUCAGAACCCCCGAUAAUCCCAUCAGAGCCCCCGAUCAUCCCGUCAGAGCCCCCGCUCAUCUCCUCAGAACCCCCGAUCAUCCCGUCAGAGCCCCCGCUCAUCUCCUCAGAACCCCCGAUCAUCCCGUCAGAGCCCCCGCUCAUCUCCUCAGAACCCCCGAUCAUCCCGUCAGAGCCCCCGCUCAUCUCCUCAGAACCCCCGAUCAUCCCGUCAGAGCCCCCGCUCAUCUCCUCAGAACCCCCGAUAAUCCCAUCAGAGCCCUCGAUCAUCAUGUCGGAGCCCCUGAUGAUCCCGUCAGAGCCCCCCAUCAUCAUGUCAGAGCCCCCGAUCAUACCGUCAGAGCCCCCGAACAUGUCAUCAGAGCCCCCGAUCAUCCCACAGAUAAGAGGGCCUUUAAAAUGCCUCCCAGUGAAAUAAAGGCCUUACUUGUGUUGAAAAACCUUAAUUAGCUUUAUUUUUGUAUGCUGGUGUCAUUGUUUUGAUCUGGACAGCUUGUCUCGCCUCCUAAGCUCUCAUCAGGCAGGAUGGUCUUCAGCAGCGGUCACAGUGUUCAUGGUGACUGGAUCUGCUGAUAAAGCUUUAGGGAAUCACAAUAAAAACCUACUAUAGUGGUUUUCAACCCGUGGCUGAGAUGUUGGGCUGCAGAUGGACCUUCUGCUUGUUGCUUUUAUUGGUAAUAUGUUUAUUGCUUUUUAUAGUUUCUUUGUAAUCUGAAUGUGAUCUCUCUGAAAGAAGCGUUUGUGCUCUCUGCAGUGUUAUGGUUAUGAUGAACUUUUUGAGCCGCGUUCUCUUGGUUUCCAUUUUGUUUUGCUCACAUUCCUGCUGCUGGGUCUGUCCCUUAGACAGAGACGUGCUGUUUUCAAACUGGCCUGAUCAUGGCCAAACUCUCGGUAGUUAGACCAGAUUCAGUUUCCAGCCGGAGCUGAAAGGUUUCCCUGAAUCUCCAGCAGGUUUCUGAUGCCGGUGCAGUCAGGAGCCUCCAUCUUAUCCGCUCUGGGUUCUUAGAUCAGACAAUCAGUGGGUGUUUGAGUAAACAUGGAUUAUGAUCUCACUAAAGCCUUUCCAAAUGUUCACAUUUAUCCUAUUUUUUAAAAAGUUUUCAUAUUUAUGAUCACUUGCAAUUCACAUAAUCAUUUUUUUUAUUAAGGUCUUACAUGUUUAAGAAUCAAUAAAACAUUUCCAGGAAC
Molecule: messenger RNA, 3844 nt
Organism: Cyprinodon tularosa
Lineage: Eukaryota; Metazoa; Chordata; Actinopteri; Cyprinodontiformes; Cyprinodontidae
Product: proline-rich extensin-like protein EPR1
Exons: 4
Coding region: 27-3074 (1015 amino acids)
Source: RefSeq, a predicted model, not a curated record